ACAACCAACUCCACCAAACUUUGAAUUCCUGGCCUUUCGUAGAAAGUUGGGGCUUCUUUCUUUCUCUGAAAUUUGUUCUACGCAACAAACUUAAAUUCUUUGAGCCAAUCAACUAAGAUGACGAUUUCGGAUUCUUCAGAUGCCUCUGAGAAUCAAGUAUCUCUCUGCUGUUCAAGAAAAAAGAAAAAGAAUCAAGUAUCUCUCGCCCCCAUUGUAACUGGUGACAUGGAAUCUUCUUCAGUGGAUUGGGAAUGGCUUCCCAAGAACAUUCUCGAUUUAGUUCUGGAUAAAUUACCGCAUCUCAUUGACUAUAUCUACUUUGGUGCUGCAUGCAAGGAGUGGCACUCUGUUGCAGAAGACAAUAGAAAGCGAAGACACAUCAUCAAUGCAUCUCAUCCUCGUCAACUCCCUUUGCUCUUGGUUCCUAUCAAAGAUAAGGAUGAGCGACUUAUAUAUAAUGUCACUCAAGACAGAGUCAGCAACAUGAGAUUAAGAGUGCCUUUUAAUAAAAGGUAUUACGGCUCCUCAUAUGGAUGGUUAAUUGACAUGGACGAGACGUUUACUAUAAUUCUACUAAAUCCUUUCUCGAACAAAGUCAUCAAACUACCUCCGAUUAUAAAAGGAGAGGAAUCUACCACUCUCCACGAGCAUUUUAUUUUGAAAGCAAUUUUAACAAACGAUCCAGAUUUAUAUCCAAAUGAUUUUAUGGUAGCAAUCAUAUACAAUGGCCAGCGUUAUUUGGCAGUCUAUCAAUCAAGUGUACGGUCUUGGACGUACAUGGAUGACCAUCCAAAUGGAAUGGGUUACUAUGAUAUUAUUCAUCACAAAGGAGAUUUUUACGCCAUUAAUGGUGGAUUGGGUGUUGGAAGGAUUGAUGUUGCUAGUAUUGAGAAAUGCUCAAGGCCUCAAGUGAGUUUGGUUGCACCAGAGGCACCAUCAGUACUAAUACAACGUGUUCGUAGAUUUAAUUUGGUGGGUACAUCUGAGGGAAAGUUAUUAUUAGUUCAAGGAGUUUAUAGCAGAGUUUACCCUGAUCGUGUGUAUGGGGAAUGGGAAGACGUGCCAAUAUUCACCAGCAGGUUUGUAAUCCACAAGUUAGAAGAAUCAAAGGAGCUAGUUGAGAUCAGGGAUAUAGGAGAUAAUGCCAUGUUUUUAGGCGAUAAUAAUUCUUUCUUACUCCCAAUUCAUGGUAUUCCUGGAUUACAACGCAAUUGCAUAUACUACACAAACAAUGAAUAUGAUCCUUAUUUUCCUACUGAUACUGGAAUAUACAACUUAACUGAUGGAAGCAUUCAGCCUCACCAUGUUCCUGAAGACACUAAGGAAUUGCCACCUAUGCUUUGGAUCACACCGGGACUAUCAAGAGAUUUGCUUUGAUCGAGCAGGAGUACGUAAUAGUUCUACACUAGUUGAUUUUUUUCUUUUGGUUUUUAGAUGACAAUUUAUUGAAGGGCGAAUAUCAUGUGGGUGUUUUACCUUUCCAACAUUUCGUCCAUUAUAUAAAUAUUUCCAUUUUUU
This is a messenger RNA of Rubroshorea leprosula, 1518 nucleotides long. Lineage: Eukaryota; Viridiplantae; Streptophyta; Magnoliopsida; Malvales; Dipterocarpaceae. The record is from the annotation of a GenBank genome assembly.